AUGGAUUGUUACUCAGAAUACAAGCAUCACAUUCAUCCAAACCACCAGCAUUACGGUGGAAAUGUUGUCGCUAAUCAUCCGUAUUAUGGCGGAAAUUACGGUCCAUCAUCAAUGAGAUAUUCUCAUGCACAUUCACCUUACGGCGAGAACGGACAACAACAGAACUACUUUGAUGGAUACACGAGAUACAAUCAUGCUCAACUUCAACAUCAUCAUCACCAUCAUCACAACAGCAAUGGUGGAAACUUUCCUUCUUCCUAUAAUGGCCAUUAUGGCGCGGUGCGAGAAAAUUAUCACACACAUAAUGAAACGAAUGGGCAAUAUUACUAUCAUCAGAAUGCCCAUCAAACGUCUGCAAGUUAUUACACUAAUCAUCCAUAUGAAUCAUAUCGAAAUUCACCGACGAAUUAUCAGUAUCAUCAUCACUAUGGUAGUAGUGUAAAUGGUGGAAAUUAUGGCCAAACUGCACUUCAUCCAACACAAUAUUAUUCAUCUUCUUAUAACAAUAGUCCCACAGAGCAGUUUAACAAUCGUUAUUAUCCAACACCGCCACCAUCUGUGCCACCAUCUACACCGCAAAGAGAUCCAUAUUCAGUUGCACAUUCUGGCACGGGAACGGGCACGGGUGGAGAAGGAACAUCGCAAACAUAUGCGCCUUUGAUUGAAAAUGAAUCGAGUGAGAAGAUGAACAACGAAUCGUUAAUGUCGAAUGAAAAUGACAAGAGAUAUUUAACAGAUGUAACAAGCGCAUCAUCAUCGUCAUCAAUGUCAUCUCCACCAGCUAUCAAACAAAUAAUGGAGAGUCAGGAAAAUAUUGACGAUGACAAGAAACGAGACGAUGAACAAACUGAAUCAGUACAACUUUCUUCGAAUGACAAGACAUCAGUUAAGGAAACUUUCAAUGAAAUGGAAAACGGAAACGAGAAUGAAAAAGUGAAAGAAAAUUUAGAUAGUAACGAUAAAGAAUUAAAAGACGAAAAUCAAGAAUCUUCUUUAGUGCACUUCACUGAGAAUGGAAAUAACAGUCAAUGUAAUGAAAGUUUAACGAAAUCAAAUGUCACCAGCUCACAAGAGUCAACGACAACAACUGUUGGGUCGGAAAGUUUAAUGGCAACAGGUUGGCAUAGAAAGAGCAAGAAAAUCAAGAAGAAAGCGACUAAAAAAUAA
Molecule: messenger RNA, 1167 nt
Organism: Clunio marinus
Lineage: Eukaryota; Metazoa; Arthropoda; Insecta; Diptera; Chironomidae
Source: the annotation of a GenBank genome assembly